CCAUCCGCCCGCUACCCGCCGUCAUCUUAACAGUCACGCGCUCACGUUAACAGCAGCGUGCGUGAGACCGACCCAGCGCGCGCUCCGUGACGUAGUGUCACCGUGUACCUGGUCCGUUACAGUGGGAUUAGCUAGCGGCUAACGGUUAGCAGCGUUAGCAGCUAGCGGCUAGCAGAAGAUGGAGGACUUUCUUUCGAGCUGCUCCGGGGCCGUGAAGUAACAUCAUGUGGUCCAGGUGAAUCUGGAUCAGGCCGGUUCAGGGUUCCACGUGGUUCUGGGUAAUGAAGCCUGCGACGUGGACUCCAUGGUGUGUGCUCUGACCUACGCCUACUUCCUGUCCAAGCAGACCGGUUGCUCAGAAACGCUCGUGGUCCCGAUGCUGAACAUCCGUCAGUCGGAGCUGCCGCUGCGCUCGGACAGCGUCUACCUGCUGCGACAGGUCGCGCUGGACCCCGAGCUGCUGCUGUUCAGGGACCAGCUGGACCUGCGGGACCUGCACCGGGGGGGCCGCCUGCGGCUGACGCUGGUCGACCACAACGUCCUGCCCAGGUCAGACAGCGACCUGGAGGGGGCGGUGGUGGAGGUGAUUGACCAUCACCUGCAGGAGAGAGCGUCCUCCCCCUCCUGCCCUGUUACCGUGGAGGUGGUGGGCUCCUGUGCGACCUUGGUAACGGAGCGUAUCCUGCAGAAGGCCCCGGAGGUCCUGGACCAGCAGGUGGCCCAACUGCUCUACGCUGCGGUGGUGUUAGACUGCGUGAACAUGGCGCCCUCAGCAGGUAAAGUCACCCCCAAAGACGAGCACAUCGCGGCGGCGUUGGAAUCUCGUUUUCCGUCUCUGCCGCCGAGAGACGACUUCUUCCAGACGCUGAACGAGGCCAAGUUCAACGUCUCAGGGCUGAACACUGAGCAGAUGUUGCUGAAGGACUUGAAAGCUGUUUCAGGAAGUUUGAAUGUCGCCGUCUCUGUUCUGUACGUCCCACUAGAGGACUUCCUGCAGAGGGCGGGGCUAGAGGCGGAGCUCUCGGGUUUCUGCAUGAAGUUUGGAUUCGACCUUCUGCUGCUGAUGACCAUCUCCUUCAGCGAGAGCAGAGAGCCAAUCAGAGAGCUCGCUGUGUUCAGCCACAGCGCCGCCUGCAGACAACAGGUGAGCCACUACCUGGAACAGGCACGUGACCCCGCCCUCAACCUCUCUCCGAUCACCAACCCUCAUCCGCGCGUUGCAGCCUAUCAGCAGGGAAACUCUAUAGCGUCCCGUAAGAAGCUACUCCCCAUCGUUAAGGACUUCCUCAAGGAGCGAGAGGGAGGCGGUUGCCUGGGAGACGGUUGCCUGGGAGAUGUGGAGGAGGAGGACGAGGACUCGUGCUUCCCCCCCACCCCCAUGAACAGUCUGGCGGAGGGCUGUCCCCUGGACAACGGACUGCCGCACAUCAGCGCUCUGGACCUGGAGGAGAAGUUCAGCAAGAUGGCCGAAAGAAAAGGGAACUGACCUCUGACCUCAGGCCUGUCAGUCGUCAGUCUCAUGACGACGGUAUCACCGACACCAAAAAACAUUUCUAUCUUAGAUUCAAGUCACUUUUUGUAUUACUCAAACACGGGAUUUUAUUCAAAGACAAUCCUCUGGACUAACUUUUGUCCCUUCAAAAUAAAAUGUCACAUGCUUA
Molecule: messenger RNA, 1661 nt
Organism: Gasterosteus aculeatus aculeatus (three-spined stickleback)
Lineage: Eukaryota; Metazoa; Chordata; Actinopteri; Perciformes; Gasterosteidae
Gene: prune1
Product: prune exopolyphosphatase
Cellular component (GO): cytoplasm
Molecular function (GO): exopolyphosphatase activity
Source: RefSeq, a predicted model, not a curated record